AUGGAAUCGACGACGACGAUCGGGACCACAUUCAGAAUAGCCAAACCGGGCAACGACGACGACAUCCACCAGGCACACACGGACACGGACACCGAGACCGAGACCGAGACCGAGACCGAGACCGACCUCGCCUUUAUCCUCUCGGCCUUCGACUCGGCGCUCCCCUACCUCUCCUCGAUCGGUUCCGCGCAGCAGUGGGGCGACAUCCCCUUUUCCUCUCGCCCCAAGACGAGGACCGAGUUUGCGCAGUUCAUCCGCUCCUCGUAUCGCCUCUCGCUCCUCCCCCGCGACGGCGACGGCGACGGCGACGGGCAAGGCGAGGAAGGGGGGAGGUGGUGUCGUAUGAUCCUCGCUCUGCGUGGAGAAACACGCGUAGCGGCAUGCGGGCUAUCUACAUGGCUGCCCGACUACCUGCCCCCCUCUCUAGUCGAUCAGAUCCGACAGCGACUGCACGACGACGACGGGUCCGCGCCUCGGUUCCUCUACCUCAACUACCUCAUCACCCAUCGAUUCCGUCCCUCGCGCGGCGCAGGCGCCCAACUAAUCCACCACGCCCUCGACCUCGCACGGCACAGGCGCAUACCCUGGAUCCUCGUAGACUGCUGGUGCGGCAACGCAGGCGGCCUCGUAAGAUUCUACCAGCAACACGGCUUCCACCCCAUCGGCGACGCCUUUGUCGCCCCCGGAAAGCACAAGGACGGCCUCGAGUGGAGAGGAAGCGUCCUCGGUCGGCGCAUCGACUAG
This is a messenger RNA of Pseudozyma flocculosa PF-1, 744 nucleotides long. RefSeq lists its product as uncharacterized. The transcript has 2 exons. The coding region runs from base 1 to 744 and encodes 247 amino acids. Lineage: Eukaryota; Fungi; Basidiomycota; Ustilaginomycetes; Ustilaginales; Ustilaginaceae. The record is from RefSeq and is a predicted model, not a curated record. Gene Ontology annotation, molecular function: acyltransferase activity, transferring groups other than amino-acyl groups.